AUGUCCCCAUUGGAUAAUGUUUUGGGGGGGAUCCUCUCGCCGCGGACCUACUUGGCGUUCUGCCGGGAUGCGAUACGCCAUGCGCGGGAAGUUUUGUGGCAGAUAGAAGUAGCCUCAAAGGCUGUUUUUACUCCGUCACUCGUCAAUGCCCGUAUCUCCCCUCCUGCGUCACGACUUGCUCUGCUGAAAUUACCGCACCAUAACCACGUCAUCUGCCCCAAUGAUCUACGGGCCGGAGAACCAGCGCAGAAAAGGAGUAAGUUUAAUUGGUCGCCAGAUGAAACGGUCUUCUUACAUCAAAUUCAAGAAAAAAUACGUAUAAUCAGAGGGUGUUAUGGGAAGAGUAUCACCCCUGAGGAUAAGAAGAGAGCGUGGACUGAAGUGGCAGAAGCUGUAACAAGUGCCUUCCCUGGGAGUGGACCCCGUACGCAGGAGGACUGUGAGAGGCGUUGGUACAACGUACAACAAAAAUCAAAGCCUUGCAUUGCCAAGUGCAAGAAUGAGCAGCGGCAGACUGAUACACACUUUAUCAGUAUUGCUAGAGACCAUCCCAGCACAUUGUUCAUUACUUGUGGAAAAGAUACCAUUAGCUGCUCCGGCAACAGCCACUGCUUCAAUAUCUGCGGGCCCUAUGACACCAGCCACUGCUUCAUCAUCUGCUGGCCCUAUGACACCAGCCACUGUUUCAUCAUCUGCUGGCCCUAUGACACCAGCCACUGCUUCAUCAUCUGCUGGCCCAAUGACACCUGCCACUGCAAGGGAUGACAAUGAAGCUGCUCCACCAGUCACCACCUACUUCAUCGGAGUUAAGAGAUGCCUUUCAUAGGGCAGCAGUAUAAUUUUUUGAUGCUGGGGCUGAAUAUUACUGCCUCAAGGCUAUGAUUUUGUCACU
Eriocheir sinensis (Chinese mitten crab) is the source of this 892-nucleotide messenger RNA. RefSeq lists its product as uncharacterized. Lineage: Eukaryota; Metazoa; Arthropoda; Malacostraca; Decapoda; Varunidae. The transcript has 5 exons. The coding region runs from base 1 to 765 and encodes 254 amino acids. The record is from RefSeq and is a predicted model, not a curated record.